CACCGUUUGCACAUGUUCCGACCUUUUUCAUCAGAAAAUUAUUUUACAAUUUUCAAGGACUUUUCUGGAAUAUUUAACACAUAAUAAUAUGUCGUGGUUAUUUGGAAUGGGUGGGAAGGGCCAGGAAAUACCUAAUUUUCCACAGAUUCCUCUCCCGCCGUCCGAUGGAUCAGGCGGUGAUAGCAAAGAUGAUGGCAAGGGAGGAAAAAUGGAUGCUUACCGGUUCGACUCAACGGCCCUGGAAAGAGCUGCAAAAGCUGCAAAAGAUCUUGAAAAUUCACCCCAUGCCAAAGAUGCAUUGGACUUGGCAAAGAAACAAGAAGAGACGUUGCAGACUGAUAAUCAAAAGAAAAUGAAGGAAAUGGAGGCCCAAAUAGAACAAAUGAAGAUUGAACAGAUUAGGGUCUCACAAGAAGAAAGAAGGAAAAAUAUGGAAGAGGAAAGUAAGCAACAAAAACUAAGGGCAGACUAUGAAGAUAGACUUUCUCGAAACAGAUAUCAAGAUCAACUAGAACAACAGAGAAGAAUGCAAGAGGAAAACUUGCAGAAACAAGAACAGUCACUUGCCAAACAGGAAUCUAUGCGUAAAAAGACAUUGGAAUAUGAAGCAGAGCUCAGGCAGAAGACAGAAAUGGCCAAAGUUGAAGCAGAAUUAAAGGGCCAGGCUCAAAUUGAGAGAGAGAACCAUGAUUUACGCUUAGAACAGAUUCGUCUACAGGCUGCAGAGAAAAGACAAACUGUAAUGGAAUCUAUUAAAACUGCUGGAUCAGUGCUAGGGACAGGAUUUCAGGCUUUCAUUGCUGACUGGGAUAAAGUCUCAGCCACUGCAGCUGGUUUGACCCUAUUAGCUGUGGGAGUGUAUGCUGCUAAGUUUGGUACAGGAGUAGGUGCGAGGUAUAUAGAGGCCAGGCUAGGCAAACCAUCACUAGUCAGAGACACGUCACGUCUCAGUGUAUUUGAAGCAGUCAAGCAUCCUAUCAAGACAGCGAAACGUAUCUACAGCAAACCUACAGAUGCUCUGCAGGGAAUAGUAUUAAAACCUACAUUGGAAGCCAGACUUAGAGAAGUUGCAAUAGCCACAAGACAUACAAAGAAAAACAAAGGUUAUUACAGAAAUAUUCUAAUGCAUGGUCCACCAGGUACUGGAAAGACCAUGUUUGCCAAGAGUUUAGCAAUGCACUCAGGAAUGGACUAUGCUAUUAUGACUGGUGGUGAUGUGGCUCCCAUGGGCCGGGAGGGAGUAACUGCCAUGCACAAAGUUUUUGACUGGGCUUCCAGUAGUAGAAGAGGAGUGCUGCUGUUUGUGGAUGAAGCAGAUGCCUUUCUCAGGAAACGUAGCCAGGAGGUGAUCAGUGAGGAUCUAAGAGCAACAUUGAAUGCAUUCCUGUACAGAACAGGGGAACAAUCUAACAAAUUUAUGCUUGUACUGGCAAGUAACCAACCAGAGCAGUUUGACUGGGCUAUCAAUGACAGACUUGAUGAAUUGGUGGAGUUUGAUAUUCCCAACAAGGAGGAGCGUGACAGAAUGGUGCGGCUUUACUUCGAGAAGUAUAUACUUCAACCUGCAAUGGCCAAAAAGGGUCGUCUGCGUGUAGAUGAAUUUGACUGGAUUGCAAAAUGUUCUGAGAUAGCAGAGAAAACAGAAGGUCUCUCUGGCAGAGAAAUCUCCAAGUUAGGAGUAGCUUGGCAGGCAACUGCAUAUGCAUCGGAAAACGGUCUGGUGACAGAGAAAAUGAUUGAUGAAAGGGUUAAAGAUGCACUUACUGGUCACGAGAAGAAAGUUCACUGGCAGCAAGAUCAAAUAGCAAAAGGACACACUAGUUCUGAUGAACCGAUCUAUAAAUCCAUAAAGGACUCUUCCACAUAUACUCCACCAAUGGUUAAAUAACAUAAGUGCCAACUAGGAAAUUAUUCAAUUUGUAGAUAAUAGAAUUAAUUACUCAAUUCACAGUGACACGUUGAUAUGAUGUAGUGUAUUGAAAAAGUGAACAGUGAUUCUUUGUAAAAUAUUUGUACAGUGUGUACAUGAACAAAAAAUGUAUGAAUAGAUGAAUUAGAUUUUAGUAGAUUGACUACAUUGCUACUGAAGCUGUGCCACAAUAAAACGUACAGUUGACAUAAGAUCAUCUUAGAUUUGAAGAAUAGGAAUCGUAUGCUUUC
This is a messenger RNA of Owenia fusiformis, 2160 nucleotides long. NCBI's taxonomy places the organism in Eukaryota, Metazoa, Annelida, Polychaeta, Sabellida, Oweniidae. The record is from the annotation of a GenBank genome assembly.